This is a messenger RNA of Cricetulus griseus (Chinese hamster), 1353 nucleotides long. The record is from RefSeq and is a predicted model, not a curated record. Lineage: Eukaryota; Metazoa; Chordata; Mammalia; Rodentia; Cricetidae.
AUGCUUCUGUUGCUGCUGCUGCUCUGGGGGGUGAAGGGGGUAGAGGGUGGGCCUGAGCUCCACCAGGGUUUCACCCUGAGUGUGCAAAGGGAGGUGGUGGUGCAAGAGGGCCUGUGUAUCUUUGUACCCUGUGAGUUCCACGCCAGGGAGGAAUGGACUGACUCAGACCCGAUUCAUGGAUACUGGUUCCGGUAUGGAGAACAUGAUUCCCCAGUGGCCACAAAUAACCCACUUCGGCCAGCACUGAAGGAGACCCUGGGCCGAUUCUCCCUGCUCGGAGACCCACAGAAGAACAACUGCUCCCUGGACAUCAGAGAGACCAGGAAGGAGGACACCGGGACAUACUUCUUUCGUCUGGAGAGAGGAAAAACAAAGUAUAAUUAUCUUUGGAACACGAUGACUCUGAAUGUGACAGCUCUCACCAACACCCCCCACAUGCUUAUCCCGGAGACCCUGGAGGCUGGCCGUCCCAGCAACCUGACCUGCUCUGCGCCUUGGGCCUGUGGGUCCCCCACCUUCUCCUGGACUGGUUCCUCUGUGUCACUCUCGAGCACCAACACCACUGGUUCCUCAGUGCUGACUGUCAGCCCCCAGCCCUGGGACCAUGGCACCAACCUCACUUGCCAGGUGACCCUGCCUGGAUCUGGUGUGACCACAGGAAUGACCAUCCGUCUCAAUGUGUCAUAUGCUCCAAGGAAUCUGACUGUGACCAUCUAUCAAAGAGCUGGCCCAGAAUACAUAAUCCUGAAGAAUGGCUCAUCUCUUCCGGUCUCUGAGGGCCAGUCUCUACGCCUCUUCUGUAGCACUGACAGCAAUCCCCCUGCGAACCUAAGUUGGACCUGGGGUAACCUGAGUCUGUGCCCCUCGAAGCUGUUGGAACCUGGGCUCCUGGAGCUGUUUCCGGUGCAUCUUAAGCAUGAAGGAAUGUACACCUGCCAAGCUCAGCAUGCCCUGGGCUCCCAACACAUUUCCCUGAGCCUGUAUCCACAGAGCAGCACAACUUUAUCUGAAAUGACUAUGGGGGCCUUUGUGGGUUCAGGCACCACAGUCUUCCUUCUCCUGUUUUGCUGCAUCGUUGUCAUGGCGCUAAGAUCCUAUAGGAGGAGACCAGCCAGGCCAGCUAUUGGAGCUCCAGAUUCAAAUGCUCUCAAGGGCUCAGUUUCUCAGAGUCCCCUGGUUAAACCCCAGGCAGAUGGCAGCUCUGAACUCCUGCCUCCCACAGCCGAGGCAGCCCCCUCAUCUACAGAGGAAGAGGCACAUUAUGCAUCCCUCAGCUUUCAUGAGAUGCAGCCCAGGAAUCCACAGGGUACACAGGUCGCCACUGAGUACUCGGAGAUAAAGUUCCACAAGUGA